CCCCGUUGAAAGGAGAGCUACGGGAGUUUUGCGCAGUUCCAUGAUGCGCUACCUCUAUCGGAGUCAGCCGUACCAGCGGCUUACAUCGCCUGUCGCUCCAACUGUUGUUCGAGUCACCCGAUGGCUCAUUUCAGCCCUGCGGACAAUUCGGCUGUUCCUCUGGGACUACCGAUACUUCGUCCUGCUGGGCGCGCUGCUGCUGCUCAUUCUGUGGACCGUCAGCGCUCUGCUGUCUUUGUGCCUGGGCAGGUGGCUGUCGCGUGUGACGCUGCUGUCUGGGCUUUAUGUCCUGUUCCGCUACAUUAUGAGAGUGGUCAUAUUUCCGGGCUCGUCGUUCCUGGUAGGCACACACAUGUGUGUGUGAUGGAUGCUGUGUGGUGGGACUGAAUGAGCAUCUAUCUGUCUGAGUGUGCUGGUGCAGUGGAAGCGCGGGACUGAGGCGCAGUUCCGUGUUGAGAUUGCCAAGCUCUACUGCACGCACAUCGGGCACUUCAGAGGCCUCCUCACCGACCUCAUCGCCCGCUCUGAAGGCGGUCCGCUGACCGCCAGCAGUGCUGACUUCGACAUAGUGACGGCCCUCUCAGGGAUGGACCUGCUCAACAACCUUCUCCGCUUCCUGUCAUUCUCCGACGCGAGCGGCAGCAUCGACCCGCUGCCCAAGCAGCACAAGGCCUUCCACGAGAGGGUGCAGCUGCUGACAGACAACCUCGACCGCAUCAAUGUCACAGACGCGUCGGCGUCGGCCGAUAGUGGCUAUCGGCCGCUCUCCCACUCGCUGCACGAGUAUCGGGAGGGCCUCCCUCUGUUCCCUGGCAUGAUGCGUACCGACCUCUCGCGCCUUAACCCGCCGGCAUUCACAGUCAGCGACCCGGCUCAGCUGCCGUUCGCCCGUGACACGCUCGCCGUGUUGGAUGAGAUCAUCGACACGUUGACACCGCUGAAGGAGCGGUUUCUCGACACGAUUAGCGUGGAGGGUUCGUCAUCUGCUGCUGCAGCUGGGGACUCGCAGGCACAGAGGGAGAGAUGGCUGGAGGGCGUCAAGAAGACGUUGCUGCGGUGUCAUGUGGCUGCGAGUCGGUUCCUGACUGAGCCCCCUGUCGGUUCACUGCGGCAGAUGAGAGCCGACCUCGUGCACAGAUAUGAAGGUGCGCUGGUCUGUCUGGUUGAGUUGACUGAAGAAGACAGACGAUCUGACGUCACUCAACCCUCGCUCUCCUUACUUACCUUACCUGUGUUGUGUGCCAGGGGAGCAGAUAUUCUUCACCGCGUCUGACGGCACCCGUCUGGACGGCGUGUACCUGCCACAGCCGUCCGAGGCCGAGGCGCGCAGGCGGCUCCGCAGCGGAAUGCUGUCCCGGAAUGAGGUCGAGUGGGGCCCCACGGUCGUCUUCGCCAACCCCAACGCAGGCUACUACGAAGUGUCGCUCUUCCAGGACGAGUGGGUGCGGUUCUACCACCAGCAGUACGCCACACACACACGCACCGGAGAAAGCCAGCAAUCAGAGCACUUUCUGUCUCUGUCUCUUCUCUCUGUGUAGCGGCUUGUCGGUCGUUCUCUUCAACUACCGCGGCUUCGGUCGGUCGCAGGGCGCCCCCUCCCCCGCCACGUGUGCCGUUGAUUGCGAGGCGGUGGUGGCGCACGUGGUGCAGAACGGGGUCAAGCACAUUGGGGUCCACGGCCGGUCCAUCGGCGGCAUCUGCGCCUGCCACAUGGCGGCCAAGUCGACCACAGGGCAGUUGCCGCAGGUCAAGUUUGUGUGCGUCGACAGGAGCUUCUCGUCACUCGCGUCGACUGCGCACUUUGCAGUGAGGGAGGGAGGACGGCAGCCAGAUGGAACGACGGGAGUGCGUGUGUGUGUGGACGGGUGUUUGGUUUGGUUUGGUUUGUGUCAGUUUGGUCCAUGGGCGAGAUGUGCACUGCGCGUGGGGUUCACCGGAGCUGCCAACGUCAAAAACUAUCUCACCGGCAGGUGAGGUGGCCUCACCCCCACCCCCACCCCCCUGACUCGCUCACCAACACAACACCCUCUCCUCGUUUCUCUCUUUCAGGUGCACCAAAGUCAUUAUCUCCGACUGCAACGACCAGAUCAUCCCCGAGCUGGCAGCGAUUAAGACGGGCGUCUCCAUCGCUCUCUGUCAGCUCAAUGAACACGAGGAGGGGCCCCACCGCCAGGAGCACGACCAGGGGGAGGGCGAGGGCGCCUCUGGAGCGGUCCGACGGAUCUGCUCGUCCGACAUGUGUCGGGGCAUGGCGUGCCCUCGGAGGGAUGAGGGGGUGGAUCUGAACGAGUGCGAGGCCAUCGCCAUUGCCGAGAGCGAACGACUCAAGGUGAGAUGGACGUGGUGGCGAGAAUGCAGGGGAGAAGGGAAUGAAACGUCAACAUGUGUGUGUGUUUGUGGGUCGGCGGAUGGGGGAAUGGGUGGAUUGUGCAGCUGCCGUGGUCCACUCUGAUGGAUGUGGUGGAGUCCUGGGAAUUCCUCAGCGAGCUGCUCGCCAUAUGCGACGCCGAAGACUCCCACCCAGCCACACCCGUACGCACACCAGACACUCCACCCACGAGACGACACACGCUCAGCUCACACCUCUCCUUCUCCCCUCCCUCCCUCCCUCCCUCUCUGUCUGUCUGUCUGUGUCAUCAGAGUGGCUGGUCCGCCCGCACAACCAUCUUCAAGAAGAAGAUCACGAGCGAAAUCGCCACAAGACGGCUGACAGAGACAACGGCGACAGCAGCCACAGGCAGUGCCGCCAGAGACAUCUCCCCCGCCAACCACCGCCACAAGCCGCACUCCUCCCCUGGGAGCGGCAGCGAAGGGCACUCCUACGCCCUACUGAGCAGCUCUGAUGGCGAUGACUCAUCCACAAGUGAAGGCGCACCCAGCAAGAGCGAAAGCUCUGACGUGGAAAUGGGUGCUGGUGGCGAGAGGGGGGCGGGAGUGGGCGAUGAGGACGGCAGCGCGGCUGUCGACUGGGAUGCCGUGAUUAGGGACACCAUCGGGCCUUUCGCUGAUUCGAUCCACCAGACGAUGGACGUGCUAGGCAAGGGGCUCAAUGCGGGCGGCCAGCUGUUUGACGAGGCCAUCACGUCGGCCAGAAAACCCAAAGACAAGUACAACACACGAAAGAGAGAGAGAGAGAGAGAGAGACGUUUCCAUCUGAGUGUCCUGUUGUCUCUGGUCGAUGUAUGUGUAUCAGGGUGUUUGCCCUCCGGUGCUUUCUGGCCAACCUGCAAGUGUGGGGGAGCGUCAUGAGCCGGUCGGGAGACAUAAUCCCCGACCACGCCUGCCCCUUCGACGCAGAUGCCAUGGAGAUCGACGACAUCACGGCGGUCGGACCGAGGCCGCCCCCGCCCACCAAUGCCAACCCCAGCAACCCCCACCCCCCUUCCACCGUCGAUGGGCUGCGCCACCAUUCUCUCAUCGACAGCGAGGCGGUUGAUGGCGUCACUAGCAAUAGGGCACAUCGGGUGGCUCAGCUCAUGCGGUCAGAAAAGAGGCCGAGAGACUAGGGUCGUGGCACGUUCCAUGUGUGUUGUUCUUGUGUUUUGUGUGUUUGCAGCCGUCGGUCGCGGUGUCUGACGUACUUAAUCCGUCGUGAGUUCAAGCAGCGAUCCAAGAGGCUGAGGGAGCAGAUGAUGUCCCCACCGGCCGGAGGCAGCACCGUCCACCCCCUGCUGCAGAAGGUGCGACCGAACGCCACGCACACACGGAACAACGCCGUCAUUCUCGCAUUCAUUCUCGCUGCCUUUCUCAGGUCUUGUCCGACCUGACAGUGUUAGACGACUUCAUCUCCGCCCUGUGCCGCUUCUUCAAGCUGGUCGACCUGCCCAAGGCCACCCAACCGCCGGCAUCGUCAUCGGUCGACACGCCCUCUCCCUGCUACUCGCCCCCCUUCCCACACACAUACGGGCGAGCCUCACAACCACCACCACCACCACCACGGGCGGCGAGGCCGUCCCAGGGAUGCAGAUGCCUGAUGGAGGCCCAGGGCAUCGACCAGGACAUCAGCAGAACAACCAGCACCACCACCAGCAGCAGCAGAGCCGCCGGCACGUGUGGGAUGGCCAGUGCGGGCAUGGCAGGCGAGCUGACGGAGGCGGAAAUGACGCCGCAGAUCGACCCCAGGUGGGUGCGGCUGGCAAGAGGCAACAAGUGGAGGGACAGGGAUCUUAAGGGUGGCUGUUCCUGUGUGUGUGUGUGUGUGAGUGUCAGGGUGACGGGCUAUCUGCUGCCGGUGACGUGUGGGCACAAUGGUGUGCUUAACCGAGGGGAACUAGACAGUUUGGGCUUCUAUCUGCAGCAGUCGUCUCUUGCCCACGCAGCGCACAGCCGCCAGGCUGACCUCGAGGGCGUGCUGCAGGGGCCGAGGAGGCUCCUGAUGCAGCACAGGUAGAGACACGUGGAUGGAUGGAUGGAUGGAUGGAAAGCAGCUUUGUAGUUGUCAAUCAGAUGGUAGAUUUAUGUGUGUGUUUGACUAAGACGGGCGGCUGGCUGGCUGAGUGAUCAAGUGAUUCUCGU
This is a messenger RNA of Vitrella brassicaformis, 4515 nucleotides long. NCBI's taxonomy places the organism in Eukaryota, Vitrellaceae. The record is from the annotation of a GenBank genome assembly.